This is a messenger RNA of Protobothrops mucrosquamatus (brown spotted pit viper), 1656 nucleotides long. RefSeq names its product syntaxin binding protein 6 (gene STXBP6). The transcript has 6 exons. NCBI's taxonomy places the organism in Eukaryota, Metazoa, Chordata, Lepidosauria, Squamata, Viperidae. The record is from RefSeq and is a predicted model, not a curated record. Gene Ontology annotation, biological process: exocytosis; Golgi to plasma membrane transport. Gene Ontology annotation, molecular function: phosphatidylinositol-4,5-bisphosphate binding. Gene Ontology annotation, cellular component: plasma membrane; exocyst. The coding region runs from base 115 to 747 and encodes 210 amino acids.
UUUAUUACUGUUGUUUUGCCCGGAGCUUCGUGCCUGAACCCUUCGCGUGCAGGUCGUCGUUUUGCUGGAGCGGGGCGGCAGGAAGGAACAUCUUCCAUCUGUGUCUGAUUUAUAAUGAGUGCCAAAUCUGCUAUCAAUAAAGAGAUUUUUGCACCACAUGAUGAAAGGAUGCUGGGUGCAGUCCAAGUAAAAAGGAGAACGAAGAAAAAGAUUCCUUUCCUGGCAACUGGGGGUCAGGGUGAAUACUUAACCUACAUUUGCUUGUCAGUGACAAACAAGAGACCUGCACAAGCAUAUAUUACAAAAGUUAAACAGUUUGAAGGUUCUACAUCUUUUGUACGAAGGUCACAAUGGAUGCUUGAACAGCUUCGCCAGGUUAAUGGUUUAGAUCCUCAUCGGGAUUCCCCAGAAUUUGAUUUAUUGUUUGAAAAUGCUUUUGACCAAUGGGUGGCAAGUACAGCCUCUGAGAAAUGUACAUUCUUUCAAAUUCUCCAUCAUACUUGUCAACGGUAUCUUACAGAUAAAAAGCCAGAAUUUAUUAAUUGCCAGUCUAAAGUUAUUGGAGGAAACAGCAUAUUACAUUCGGCAGCAGACAGCGUGACAAGUGCAGUACAGAAAGCAAGCCAGGCUUUGAAUGAGCGCGGUGAAAGAUUAAGUCGAACUGAAGAAAAGACAGAGGACAUGAAAAAUAGCGCUCAGCAUUUUGCAGAAACUGCACACAAGCUUGCCAUGAAACACAAGUGUUGAAAAUGACUGUGUGGAGAUCUUUCUGAAUGGAACUGCAAAAAUAGGAUUGCCCAUUUUUAGUGAAAAAUGCAAGUCUAUGUCUCUUUUUUCCAACAAUUUGGUAAUCAGUAGUUCCAAUUAUCACAUAGGAAAUUAGUAUUCCUACUUUUUCUAUUGCUAGGCCAUUCAGUGUCUGUCUUUUUUUAAUAUUUAAAAUGAGAUGGUGUUAAUAUGUAAAUUGGACCAAAGGAUAUACUAAACUGCACUGAUCUGCAAGAAUCUAUUGUCCCAAUGUUGUGUAGGAAUACAAUAUUUUAGCUUCAAGAAAGGUAAUCGAGUCACAGUAAAAUCCAGUAAUUGUUAUAGAGUUGUUUCUUAGAGCAAAUUUUGAAGUAAAAGUGUUCAUAACUUUUAUCACUGGGCAACAAAAAUAAGUUGCUGUGAAAAACAGCUUGACUUCUCAGUUCUGCCAUUUUUAGCAAAUUUAUUUUGCACGUGUCAUCACUAGCAUGGUGAAUUUGAAUUUGAAUUGUCCAUCAUGUUGUCAACACUAUUUAAAAAAAAAUCUUUUUCUUAUGGUCUGAAUUUAUUUUAAUGUUACCAAAAACACAUUAGAAAUGUUAAGGAAAAGCUGAUUAAAUCUAUAAACACUUCAAUAUUUUAUCUGGAAUCUAAAAUGUCCUAAAUAAACAUUAUAUUGAAACUGUUUCAAGAAAUAAUACAUGCACAAGCACUAUUGUAAGUUUUUGGAUUUCUUCUAUUGAUAAGCAUGCUUCAAUUUUAUUGUUCAAAGUAAGACUUGCUAGAGUUUUCCUUAAUAGUGUAAUCUGGACCUGUGAAGACCAAAAUUCAGUCUAAUCUUUGCAGUCAUUAUAUUUGCAGUCACUGGAUCAUAAUCAUACAUUAUAAUUAACAUUAUUUACAAUAAAA